Messenger RNA from Pyrus x bretschneideri (Chinese white pear), 2579 nucleotides. RefSeq lists its product as uncharacterized. NCBI's taxonomy places the organism in Eukaryota, Viridiplantae, Streptophyta, Magnoliopsida, Rosales, Rosaceae. The coding region runs from base 82 to 2241 and encodes 719 amino acids. The record is from RefSeq and is a predicted model, not a curated record. The transcript is spliced from 14 exons.
GUAUUUUCCUUAUCGUAUAUACGUGGGGUUGGCAGUGGUACACUGCUCUGCUGCUCUCUCGACCUCCUUUGCUUUGCGAUCAUGUCAGCUUCUUGGCACGCUCUCACCGGCCUCGGAGCUCUCUCCGUAACCGCAAAACAGCGCCGUCUAAUUCCUUCACCACCAUCAGUUGCUCACUGCUUUCUCGCCAGCUUCCAAGAACUGUCGACGGAGCCUCCGCGAACCCAAACCACCGGCGCCGCUAUAAGCUUGAAAGACGCCGGCAAGACCGAGAAGCAAAACGACAUCGUUCCCGAUCAUAACCAAGCCGAAGAAGUAGAAGAAGACCAUGGAAUUUCCAAAAUCCCGGUCCCCAGGCAGAAGUACAUCCCCGUUUCCAAGGCCGAGCUUCUCGACGGCGUCGUUUUGAACUUGUUCAAGGACAGCAACGGUGAAGACGACGAUGACUUGCAGAGCUUUCUUCUUCUCUCUUCGUGCUUGGACUCCAUUCUUCACGCCGAGCACAAGGGAAUUUUGGAAGAAAUGCGAGCUGAUUAUUUCAAAUCGAAUUCCGCGGAGAACAAGCAAAAUGGCGAUUUGGUUGAUGGGCAGAGCUCGGAUUCUGCUAAUGGGAGUGUCAUCAAUGGAGUCGAGAGCAUUGAGGCAAAUGAGGAUGAAAAAAAUGAAGGUGGAAACGCAAUGCCGCAGUUAGAUUAUGUUUUGGAGUUGCGAAAACUCUUGGGUUCUCCGGCUAAGAACGUUGAGAGAGUUGCUGUUUCCACUCGUUUCCAGCGUUCUUUCAUGCAACUUCUUAAUGAUGCUCAGUUUGAAGAACUAUCCGAAGGGGAUUUAAUGCUGACUUCUGCAUUGAACACAGAUUAUCUCCUUACUUUGCCCAUAUAUGUUGACUGGAAGAAGGCAUCUGAGUCCAACGCAAUUAUAUUCAGGCGAGGAUAUGCAACAGAGAGGGAGAAGGGUCUACUACUUGUAGAAAAACUGGAGUACAUACAGUCCAAAAUUCUACAAGGAACCUUCUUCAUCGUAUCAAAACCGUUGGCGAAAUUUGGGAGCUGGAUAGUUGAGGCAUUCCAAGUUGCUUGCGAAACACCAGAAGUACAAGACUUGACUAAAAGAAUGAAGCUUUGGCUUAAGGAAUUGUCUGUUUUCCAGCAAGCAUUUCGUUAUAGCGAACAAACUUUUGAUGAUCUGCUGGGAGUAGAGCAACUAUCAAAUAAAGACCUCCCAAUUUGGCUGGCGGCACAGAGGGCAGUAUCUCGUUAUGAAGGGCGUUUAUCUUCAGUUGGACCCCGUGGAAGGCUCCUAAAGAAGUUGCUUUCAUGGAUUGGACUUAUUUCCCCUACACCAGAAACACCAUUUGAGCUGGAUGGCGAUACUAAUGAUUCUGACCCUUAUGCAAGGCCGAUCUUCUUAUCAAGGAUAUCACUCAGUGACAUAUGGAGGCCUGCUACUAGGAAAUACUGUGGAAAUGAUAUUUGGAAAAUGCUAAAAACUUCUGUUUCUAUUCUCUUCUCUCAGUCCAUCCUCCAGGAGGCAGCAUUUCAAGAAUUAAUUUUGCUUUAUACCCAAGAAGUAGAUGGCAGGAAUGCUGACUACAAUGCUACUGUUCCAUCGUUGCAGUUAAAGAUUUAUGAGAAAAUUCCCAUUCCGGAUCUACCAGUUAUCUUUCCCCACAAAAAGCUGUCUUUCCGUAUCAUAGACACGGUGCGCUUGGACAUUGCCUCAAUACUGGGGCUUUCGGCAUUCUUCAUAAACUACAAAUUUUUUAAUGUCUUAUCUUCCCCGUCAGCAAUAGUUCUUGAUGUGGUUGCAAUCAGCGCUCUUAUAAUUUAUGUGUCCCGUGUGGUUUUGGGAUACAAACAGACGUGGGAUAGGUAUCAACUUCUAGUCAACAUGACGCUCUAUGAGAAAACCUUGGCAAGUGGAUUUGGCUCAGUUCAUUUUCUUCUGGAUGCUUCUGAACAGCAACAAUACAAGGAGGCCAUUUUGGCGUAUGCAAUCCUUCUCAAAGCAAACAAGGGGAAGCUCACGUGUCGCCAGAGUGUUGGAGACGACUGCGAAAGAUUUAUGUAUGAUGUGUUUAAACUAAAGGUUGAAAUGCCAGUUGACAAGGCAGUUGCUACAUUAUUAAGGCUGGGGUUAGCUACAGAAACUCCUAUUGACGGAAGGAUUAGUUUGGAGGCCAUUUCCUGUUCAAAGGCACACAAUUCCCUGAAAGAACGUUGGAAUAGUUUGCUCGGUUAAUAUUUCUUAUUGCUGGUUUGCAGGUCCAGGUCCCAUCAAUAUAUACAUGUCGCUGCUACAAACCAUUUUCACGGGAAGCUUAUAGAAAUUAUAUCGAGUAAUUGUAUAGGUUAUAUUACAUCAAAAGGUGUAAAAGUUUCAUUUCUUGUUUGAAGGUAGAAACAGGGAAUGUUGUCAGGAGAAAACCAGGAUCAAAUAUUUUCAAGAGGACAGGUAUUCAUUACGCGAUUGAGGUUACGAUGCUUGUGUAUAGGAAGGAGUCCAUACUUAAUAGUUGGUUAAAUACCUUGACACUCUGAGUAUUGUAUAGAGAAUGCAAUCAGAAAUUUUUUUACUCA